AUGAAAAGAUCAUUAAUUUCAGUUGGAGGUCGAGAAGGACCGAUGAAAAGAUCAUUAAUUUCAGUUGGAGCAUGGAUUUUAGCGACAACUUUAUCAUCUCCAACACAAAAUUGUAAAGACGAACGACAAGGCUGUGAAGCAAUAAGAGCAUCAAAUAGUUGUGGUGGUGUAUUUCGAACAACAAUGAUGCAACAAUGCGCAAGAACUUGUGCGACAACUUUAUCAUCUCCAACACAAAAUUGUAAAGACGAACGACAAGGCUGUGAAGCAAUAAGAGCAUCAAAUAGUUGUGGCGGUGUAUUUCGAACAACAAUGAUGCAACAGUGCGCAAGAACGUGUGGUUAUUGCACGUAG
Molecule: messenger RNA, 354 nt
Organism: Dracunculus medinensis (Guinea worm)
Lineage: Eukaryota; Metazoa; Nematoda; Chromadorea; Rhabditida; Dracunculidae
Source: the annotation of a GenBank genome assembly